Vollenhovia emeryi is the source of this 6288-nucleotide messenger RNA. RefSeq lists its product as uncharacterized. Bases 1608 to 2369 code for a protein of 253 amino acids. The record is from RefSeq and is a predicted model, not a curated record. The transcript has a single exon. Lineage: Eukaryota; Metazoa; Arthropoda; Insecta; Hymenoptera; Formicidae.
AAGCGACGUUGGUGAAACCGGGUCUGAAUGUGAUGUACCUAAUAUCAUUUUUAUCAAAAGGCACAAGACAGGGACAUUCUGUAUGCAAUUAGACAGAAAUAUUUUAAAGAAAUGAAAUUUACAUAUAGUGAUUUAGAAAUGAAGAACAAAAUAAAGGAAACAAAAAUUAAUAAAGAAGCUUGUAGAAGCUAAGCAGGAUUGCAAUUUAAUCCCCCAACACUUUGAGAGCCUGAGGAUGACGAUUAUAUUAAGAAACGCUGUUGUAAAGCCCCUUUUCAGACGCUUCGAGUCGGCAAACCGUUUUGUCCUUCGCUCGGCCGUGAUGAAUGACGGCGAGAGAACGACGUGCCGAAUUAGAGAGAGAGAAGAAAAGGUGAGGCGAACAGAGCCGUAACUAGGCUGCGGCAAACACGAUCCUUUUUAAUUCCAAAUCUUUCCUGCCAAUGCUAUAUUUGCUUUGCACGUUUCCGGCGUAAGAGCAACAGCGUGCACGUUCAGCCACGCGGGAUGUCUUUGUCUUGUCCAAUGCUUAUAGCUACCGAUUCGAAAUUGACCUUUCACUGACAAUUUCGAGAAAUCAAUUUCAAGAACGAUGUUAAGUUCCUAACUAAACUAAAAUAGAAUAACAUAUAUGUCGCAUGAGAAAAAAGAACAAUCCAUGUCUUACAAAGGAGAAGAUAAUGACUUAAGACGACACGUAAAAAAAUACGCGGAGCGUAUAAAUUGAGGGCGAAUAAUAGGAAAAUUGGCAGAAAAAUUGUAUGUUAAAAUUACAUCUCACGGUUAAUUGUCAGUCUAAGUACCUUAAUGGAAUUUUAAUUUGAAAUUCAAAUGCAUACGAUGCUAAGAAUUCGAGAGAUAAUCGCAGCUAAUUAUACGUAAUUACAGACUGCUAGCAAUUACCUUAACAAUGUCCCCAGCAUCGAUUUUAAUAGACAUAAUUAGACGCGAAACAGGAUAAAAUUUAAGGCCACAUGGAAAAAUUCCAGCUCCUCUCGUACACACGGCAAGGGUGCUCGAGCAAGUUACGAGACAUAUUAAUUAUCGAGAUAACGUGUACGGAGGAAGCGUGUUCGAUGUAUCGCAACGUACUCCAAUUAUCUGCGAUAAAUAAACGUAGUAGCUCGUCGCAGGCGCUGUAAUUCCUAGCUACGACUCUGGUAUCAAUGAACGGCGAGCGCUCGCCGCUGCGGAAGGCCUCGCGGGAAGUCCCCCGAGGAGCGAUGAUAACCGCGGGGGCCGAUUGUGCUCGGUGAAGAACCCGUCGUCACGCGAGCCCACCGCCGCGCGAAUCGACUGUACGCAUUCGUUAUUACGCGACCACGACGCAGGGACCGGAGUCGUGACACGCUGCGCGCCUUAACGUAAAUAACUCGUUCUCUUAUCUCUGCGCGAACGCACUUUCUUCCUGGCGAUCGCCUCUGAAAGCAGAAUAUUACCCAGUAUUCCAGUGGCGAGGGACAGAGAAGUAAAAGGGUCUAUCGAGAAGAGGAGAACUCCACGAUAAAACUCGAUUACUUGUGCGACAAAUUAUCAUUAAAUAAUUGCGCCCGCCGGGUGGAGUAGUUUUCUCUAUCGACGAAGGGAGGCGAGAACUUGAGGUAUCAAUGACGAUCUCCCGCAUCGACGGGCAACCGGACUCGCGGAGGAAGGAACGGCAGAGUACGAGCAGUUCCAUGCGGCAUUGCAAGCGCUCUUCCGACGUGGGCGACGACGGUGUCAGGCGGUUCCACGGCGACGGGCUCGUCGUCGAGAUGCACUCGAAUCACCAUGCGCUGGAGAUCACGGGCGACGGCUGCCAAAUCGUCCUGUCCAACAACUCCGGCAGCGUCCACGUAAUCGGCGACGGCUGCAGGCUGCGCGUCAGCCACAACGUGGGCAACAUCGAGUACACCGGCGACGGCGGACAGGUCCUCCUCGGGCCGGGCUCCUCUAAAGGAAAGGUGAAAUUCGUGGGUGAAGGUGGUAGGGUGAUCUUCGACUCGGGUCCCGAGACAGACCCGAAGAGGCCCGCGAAGGAGCCAAGAGACGGGGAGACUUACGUGCGAAGCUUCAUCAGUCCAUGUAAGGAGACUAUCGGCAAGGUACCGGAAUGCGGAGGCGACCGCGGGACGUUGAGUCGGGAGGAUCUGGACAACGUCUUGAACGACGCGAGGGAGAAGAGCCGGGGGAAGUACGGGAAGCGCAACGAGGAAACACUGCGGAAAUCCUUUCGGCAUCCAACCGUUACGAAGAUCAUCACGAAGAUCCAAAGCGACGGUCAAUGCGUAACGAAACGCUUCGGCGAUUCCUCGUUGAUCGUCAAUUCCCGCGGUCGUCCCGCGGCGAGAAGUGUGCCGAGAACAACCUCGGCCACCAGUGUCGGGUGACGUAACCGGGAGUUUCUUCACGUCGCGCUGGCCACGUAGAAAAAUUAACGAUCGGCAUCAGCUGGCCGCACGUAAUUCCGUCGAAAGUUCCUCUUUCUCAAUCGCACAAACUGCCAGUCGUUUCUUAUUUUAAUCAGAAAUUUUGCCUGUCCGCAACGCACUCGGGACUGGUCGCAUCUCGAAAAGUCGACAGGGCCGAAAGUACAAACGGUAGUUACUUAGAUUUUGUUAUUAAUCCUACGGGUAUUAUUUAGUUCCUGUGAUAUUUUUUAUUUGUCGUUUUAGAAGAGCGUAUCUCUGAAUGCGUGGCGCAUUGUAAAACGUCGCUAUCCUAUAGAGACCACGUCGUUUUGUGAAAUAGAUCGUCCGAGAGAAUUAUUUUUCGUGUCGUUUUCUCUACGGGACGUUCAGGCUCCGUAACGAAAAGUAGGACUUGACGACUAUAUUUAACGCUAUGUGCUAAUACAUUAUUUAUGCUAAUACAAGACUAAUAUAGCGUACGACUAACAUAUUAAUCAUUGCGCGAAUACCACUUUUCGUUCCUACUUCUUCUAUUAAAUUACACACUCCUUGUAAACAGAUUUGUAAACAGAAAAUUAUUUAUGUAUUAAAUUAUGAGACUAUUAUUAAAUAUACCUUAUUGUUAAAACUGUUCAACUUUCAUUGUUACCCUGACUUUCUGAAAUCCGACGAAGUCCAGUCGACAUCUCGACAUAAUUCGCCGCGUUUAUUAACAACAAUAAUUAUUGUUAUACAACAUAUUAUUAAAACAUUAAUGAUGAUUAAAUAAUAAUAAUUAUCAUCAUAAAGCCGUUUGUGUGCUAAGUUAACGCCGCCCGCCUUGUAUUCUCGGUGUAUCGGACCGAGAUGAUCUCAAAGAUUCGACCAGAACAAGAAAUAAGAAUCGUAAUAAAUCGACUCACCUAGACAUUGACGCGUCCUAGCGUCCCGCGUAACGAAAUCAAUGUAGGAAAUAGCGACGAGAGGCUAAACAGAGAGUCGAUUUAUAUUUAGACACGAAUAAAGCUAGCAACGGCGUUUCUUAAGAGCACAGUGUGAUCGAUAGAUAGGAUAUCGGUCGUAAACUAUUCCUGGCGACCCAUACGAAGCUCGUAGCUGGAAAAUUUCUGCCCGUAGACACGGACGUGUGUAAAAUUACGACGCAUUCAGAUCGGUCGUGAAUGAAAGUUCCCACCACAAAUCGCAUCGUCUAUCCCUAAAACUGUUACAAAGCUUCGAACUGAUCGAUUCAACUUCGGUUGGCCAAAUGAAAGAAAAGACGCGAAACUUUUCGCCGAGAUCAAUUCUGACCGUCGUGCGAAAUCCGGGGAAUCGAGAGAUCCAGCACUUUGUUCGGCACCCCCGAAUGUAAACUGCAGCCCGAGACCAGACGCGUUGGAUUUCAGCGGUUACCGAGAUAUUUCAGUAAAUGGACGGCGGUCACACAUGGGGCGACUGCCGCGAGGAAGAUAAUUCUAUUUAUGAACGACAGUAAUCCUCGGCAUUCCCGAAUCCCGCGGCACGGAAAGAGAUUAUAGUCUCGCGAUUUGCGAGAACUUCUUUUUUCCUGCGAUUUACAAUAUUAUUUUAAUAUCCGCCCCUGUUAGAGCGCUCGUUCACAUCUCUGGACUUUCUCGCAAAUGUUUUUCGAACAAAAUAUCUUUUUUUUUUUAAGACUAACCAUUCUUCCAAGUAUACAAAUAUGAAGAGGACUCGAAAUUGAUUCGAGACGUCCGCCUGAUUUACCAGCACACAUCGAUGUAGCUACUUGAAUAUCGGAUUAAACACAGCACUCUAACUACUCGCGUUGCCCUUAUACUUUUGCGAUUGUUUCGCAUUUCAGAGAGUCACAGUUUGAUGUUCAUAUUUCGAUUCUGCACGUCCUAAUUACAUGCGGAGAGCUACAUUGCUCGUCGGCGGGUAAUAAAAGUACGGGGGAAUUAAGGAAACUCGGCGUGUACAGCUGUAGAAUGCAGGAAACGCGAAUGCGAGGAGAUAUUCUCGGCGUGUGCAAUGUUGCUGUUGUUCGCGUAGGAUGUCAAAGACAUCGUCAAAACAUCGCUCGUGAGAGCAAAGAGGCGCGAGAGACAUUCCGUUCCCCUCUUUCCCUCUCAGGAGCGACUCGAUUCGGAGAGCCACGAGAACCGAAGUCCCUGUUCCUCUCUCUUUCUCUCUUCCUCCGGGAUCCGUGCCAUGGGGGGAUAUAUUUAUCGCCCGUGUUCACUAAAAUCAUUCCGCGUGGCUCGCCUAUGCGAACGGGUCUUAUCCAGCGCAUUUGCAUGCGCCGCGCGCUCGCUUCUUCCAACAUUACUAUGUCAAACGUCCGUGCAAUGGACACGCUCGCUCUUUUCCUAGCGCGGCAAUUAAAUAGAUGUUAAUGAACGCGGUCUCUCCUGCGCUUAAAACCGCCCUACUUCAAUUCACCCGCGACGAGGAUAUAAAAAUAAAGCACGCGGGUGAAAAUUUUCGUAUGCAUAUACAUAUGCGCCAAAUGAAGAAAGUCGUUGGCUCGCAAGAUUAAAAUAGAGAGAGAGAGAGAAAAAAGGAGAAAAUCUCCAGGUUCCCCGCGAGUCCCAGUUUGUACUGUAAUCGCCGUAAUAAGAGAAAAAGACGCGAACAUGCUAAAUUGCGCUAAAUUACCGUAUACGUGUCGCGGGGGCCGUACCCGGCGGCGAGACUACGUGAAAGUUUAAGGCCACGCGUUAAUUGACCGAGCUAAUUAUAUCGCGCGAGAGAUCUUCGACACCGCGUAUAGACCCGCGCUAAUUAGCGAAUUAAUAGGCGAGCGGAAGCCCGCGAUCACAUCGCCGUAACAGCCAUAAAACGCCGGUCUCGCCCGCGCGGCGGCGGCUUUCCUCCGAGCGUGCCGCACGGAGUUUCCUUCGCACGGUCGCGAAAGUAAGAUACAAUUUCAUUCUAUGUCGGGACGCGUGCGGUUUUUUCCCCCCUUUUCCCUCCACUGCGAUUACUACAACGCGAGAGCUCGUGGCUCUCUCGUCGAGACGAGAUUCACGCGGAACCGUCCUUCGUUUGUCGUUAGGGCCAGUUUCACGAACGUUGGUUUUCUAUCUUAUUAUCUAAGAAGAGACAGAGAAUCAAUUAACCUGACGCCCGUAUCAGACUACGGACUAAGUAUUGAGAUUAGAUCGAAAUUAGAUCAAUUAGAGCAAAAGUCACUAAACUUUAGAUUUAGUAAACUUCACUCUGAUUGGCGAAAUUUUUAUCUAAUCUCAAUCCGUAGUCUGAUACGAGCUUGAGGUUAGCAGCUAACGUUUGUAAAACUGGCCCUUAGUCAAGUAGCCCUUUCUUCCCAUUUGCGACUCGCGAUCGCCUUUGCGAACGACUCGUACGUCAGAGAGUGAUAAAUAAGCUGGUAGCUUUCUAGCUAAAUUGCAUUCUCGCAGGAGCGCGAUGCGUUUGCGAGAUAACGAGAUCGAGCGCUAUUGUUCGGCGAUUAAUUCCCCGUAACGGGGCGGGAGAGGGGUGCGAUUAAAGACUGGCUGGGCGAACUUUCAGUAUUUUUCCUUUGCGUCUGUCGAGAUGUGCGAGGUGAUCACUUGAAGAUGUUCGAUCGCGCCGGUUGAGAUGAAUACCACAUCCUUUAUAUUCUCGUGUUAACGCAGACUGUAAGUUGGACGGUAGUAGGGGAGUAUCCAGAAUUUGCGAAGCCCGUUCUACGAUCGUUUUCAAAUUCCAUCUCGGACUUGUCCGCUUUCGCUCCUGAAAUUUUUACGCAGAUCAGAAGCGAGAAAUGAUAAGACAAUUCGCGACUAUUCGAGAUAUCGGUCCAAGUUUUUCUCGUAAAGCCAAUUCCACGGUGUCGUUUUCGAAUUCCAUCUCGUCUAUCGGACUUGUCCACUUUCGCUCCUCAAAUUUUUACGCAGAUCAGAAGCGAGAAGCGAUAAGACAAUCCGUGGCU